Molecule: messenger RNA, 588 nt
Organism: Ambispora leptoticha
Lineage: Eukaryota; Fungi; Glomeromycota; Glomeromycetes; Archaeosporales; Ambisporaceae
Source: the annotation of a GenBank genome assembly
GAUUUUCAUAGCGGAAAUAUUCUAAUCGAUGAAAAUGGCGGACCGAUGAUAACUGAUUUUGGUUUGUCACGAGUGGAAGAUAUGAAAAAACGGGCCUCUGGUACUUCCCAAGUUUUCGGUCUCAUGGCCUAUACCGCUCCAGAACGAUUAGAAAACUCCAAGUAUCCUUUCGAUGAACGAUGUGAUAUCUACUCACUCGGUGUGAUAUUCUGGGAGAUCACAGCGGAACGAAGACCGUUCAAUGGACAAAACGAUAUUUCUCUCGCGUUGAAUUUAAUGAAAGGAAAACGCGAAAAAUUUCCCGAAUCUACACCGCCAAAAUUUGCUGAAUUAGCAAUGAGCUGUUGGGAUGAAGACCCAGAGAAAAGACCUUCCUUGAGUCAGAUAAAGCAAACGUUAAAUGAAAUUUUGGAUGAUUUAUCAAAAUCUGAGAAUAAUAAUUCUAAUUUAAAUAAUUUGAAAAAAGAUGACACAUUAGGGGAUACGAAUGAUUGUGAAGUAUAUUAUUCUGCCGAGUUAGACUCGUCAAAUUAUAUCACUGCAUUAUAUGAUAUUCCGUUCGACCAUUUGACAGUUGACGAUAUUUAA